UUUUUGGCAACCUUUCACUCCGUCUAAGCCUUCAUGUUAGCGUAGAAGAAGACCGAAAAUGAAAACAAUCUACGGAGUACUUUUCAUUUCCUCCUGCUUACUGGGUCAAAGUGCAGGGGCAAUCAACUUGAAGCAAGCUCGACAAAAUCAUGCAGGCACACCCAUGACUGAUGAACAAAUCAAAAAAAUUUCCGACAUGGAAAACAACGCCAAUUUCAAGGCACUGCUGGAUCCAAUCAUGGUUCCCAGAGUUGUCGGCACCGAAAACCACGAAAAAGUUAAAAAGUACCUAAUGGACACGAUGCAAAAUCUGGGCUGGCAAGUGGAGGAAGACGCCUUCAGCGCCAACACGCCGAUUGGACGUCUCAAGUUCGGCAACGUCGUGGCCCGCUUGAACCCUCAGGCCGACCGAUUCUUGACCCUAGCCUGUCACUACGAUUCCAAAUACACUAGAGAGGGCAGUUUCAUCGGAGCGACCGAUUCCGCCGUUCCGUGUGCGAUGAUGCUGCAUUUGGCGGCUGCCCUCGACCAGUACUUGAAGAAAAACGCUGCGGCGCAGGUGGAACGUUCUUUGAAAUUAAGGGGGAAAAGGGCAAGUAGAAAAAAGAAACUGCUCGGAGUUAAAAAGAGUGAUGUUAGUCUUAAAUUUAUUUUCUUCGACGGAGAAGAGGCGUUCAACGUCUGGGGACCAACCGACUCCAUCUACGGCGCCAAGAACCUGGCCAGGAAAUUGCAGAGAACAGCUUACCCACCAAACAACCGUGAAGGAACAACGCAUUUGGACCGAAUGGACAUGUUGCUGCUGCUCGAUCUGAUUGGGGUGGAGUUUCCAAGCUUCUACAACUACUUUAAAGACACCGACCGCUGGUACAAGCGGCUUGUCAACGCUGAGGACAAACUGGCUAACAUGAGACUGCUCGACCAGUACAGAUACGGCUUUGACGGCUAUCCCAAGCACCGCUACUUCAACUCCCAGUCCGUUUACGCUGGCAUUGAAGACGAUCAUAUUCCCUUUUUGAAGAGAGGUGUUCCUAUUCUGCACCUGAUACCGUCUCCUUUCCCUUCGGUGUGGCACAAGAAUGGAGACAACUAUUCUGCUCUCGACUUUGACACCAUUGCGAAUUUGAACAAGAUUUUGAGAAUUUUUGUAGCGGAGUACCUCUCUCUCGCUGUAUGAGUUUGAGGAAUUUAGCCUCAGAUAUUGUGAUUUUGGUUUGUAAAUAAAAAAUAUUGAUAUUUAGCAUUCCAAAAA
Messenger RNA from Cloeon dipterum, 1252 nucleotides. It is a transcript of the gene isoQC, whose product is annotated as iso Glutaminyl cyclase. The transcript is spliced from 7 exons. NCBI's taxonomy places the organism in Eukaryota, Metazoa, Arthropoda, Insecta, Ephemeroptera, Baetidae. Gene Ontology annotation, molecular function: zinc ion binding; glutaminyl-peptide cyclotransferase activity. The record is from RefSeq and is a predicted model, not a curated record. The coding region runs from base 59 to 1177 and encodes 372 amino acids.